AUGCCGCCGAAUUCCUUUCCUUCCAAUGGAUUUCGGAUCGAGGAAGCUGGCAAAUAUUAUGAGCCCCCGGAGGAUGCGGACAAUGCCGAGAUUCGACUCAAAAAUGUGAUCUCGAACAAGUAUAAGGUCCAAUUCGGUGGGUAAUUAACAGUUUCUGGUCGAAUUUUAGGUGUUUCAUUGAAAUACAGAGAUUUUCUGUAGUUUAGAUCAAUAGUUUAGUUCCUGUGUAACCUUCAAAAGGUAUCUAAAAUGGAUGUGGUUUUCAGAUACCUACGAAGAUUGGUUCACCUGGACCCACCAAAACUACCCUCAGUUCUGGGAGACAGUUCUCGAAGAAUGCGAUGUAAAAUUACAUAACAAAUACACAAAAGUGGUGGAAGCAGACGUCCCGAUGCCCAAAGUUCCCAAAUGGUUCCCCGGGGCUACUCUAAAUUAUGCGGAGAACUGUUUAAAGAAUGGGAAAAACGAUAAGAUCGCCUUUAUAGAGUAUGGUAAGUCAUAUAUUGUUUUAUGUUACACUAGAUGUUUUUAGAAAUAAAUGGAAAUCAGAAGACCUAUACUUACUCUGUUCUUCGACAAGACGUCGCGGCUUUAGCCACAGCUCUAAGGGACAAGUUCAAUGUCCAAAAGGGCGAUCAUAUCUGUGGAUAUCUUCCCAACGUUUACGAGACAGCCGUGGCCAUGUUGGCGACCACGGCCCUGGGUGGAACUUGGUCCUCUUGUUCCACUGAUUUUGGUCCCACCGGAGUCCUUGAUAGAUUUGCACAGGUACUUUGAUUUCAUUACGUUUAGUAAUUUAGACUUUACGGUGGUCAAUAUAUUUGCGUGGCUUUUUUUAUAGCGCCUUAGGGGGUGAAGUAUUUGGGAUUAUAUACGAAACAGCCUAAUAUCUCGACUUAUAGAUACUCAUUAGAGCUUUUAUUUUUAAUGGUCUCAAUAUUUGAUAUAAUGUGUGAUAUAUGUAGAUCAACCCCAAAGUUCUAUUUGUUGUGGACAAAACAUCUUACAAAGGAAAGCAUCACAGUCUUGUGAAUAAUGUCAACGAGAUCGUUGAUGGCCUGGGAGAUGAUUUAAAAGUAAUUGUAAUCCCUCAAUUGGAUAAACCGAUCGAAUUGGAUGUCUUUGAUCAAAGAUCACAGUAUUUUUGUUAUAAUGAAUUGAAAAAAGAGGUCGGGGAUACUGCAGCGAUCGAGUAUACACCAGUUCCUUUCCAUCAUCCCUUAUUUGUCAUGUUUUCAAGCGGAACAACUGGAAUUCCAAAGGGAAUUGUGCAUACUGUAGGAGUAAGUGGCUGAAAAGAUGUAAUAAUCGUGUAUAGGGAGUACUGCUAAAACAUGUGGAAGAGCAUAUAAUCCAGACAAAUAUCUCCGAGCAAGACACAAUCUUAUUUUACACGACCUGUGGAUGGAUGAUGUGGAAUUGGCUGAUGACGGUUCUUUUUACGGGCGCCACAAUUGUUCUGUAUAAUGAAAGUCCUCUCGAACCUCAGGAUAUUCUUCUAAAGAUUGUUAGUGAGACAAAGGCCACGGUAUUGGGGAUGGGAGCAAAGAUUUACGAUGAAUAUGCAAAGUCAGACAUCGAUUACAGUAAGUGGAAUAUAAUAUUUAUAUGUUUGGUGAAUGAAUCUAUUUUAGAGAAGAUCCAUUCCCUCUCUCAACUCCGCCUUAUCCUAUCGACCGCUUCUCCCCUCAAGGCAUCCACAUUUGCAUAUUUAAAUGGGAAAAUUCGGCCUCAAGUUGUGAUCGGAUCGAUUUCCGGAGGCACGGAUAUCGUGGGAUGUUUUAUGGGCGCGACUCUCAAUCGACCAGUCGUUCCCGGAGAAUGCCAACACUUCUAUUUGGGCCUGGAUAUGUGCACUUUCAAUGAGAAUGGAGAGCAAGUUGAGGAUGAAAGGGCGGAAUUGGUGUGCAGGAAUCCAUUUCCAUCGAUGCCUCUCGAAUUUAUCAAUGAUUCUGAUGGGAGAAGAUAUUUCAACGCGUAUUUCAACAAAUUCCCGGGGGUCUGGACCCACGGAGACUUUGUUUUAAUCGACUCUCAAACCAAAGGAAGUGUAAUAUUUGGGCGAAGUGAUACUACUUUGAACAGAGGAGGGGUCAGGAUUGGGACGGCUGAGAUCUAUGCCGUCGUGGAAAAGUUUGAAGAGAUCGCAGACUCAUUGGUCAUCGGGACAGUGGAGUAAGAGUAUUCUUUGGCUUAAGUUUGCUUGUUUUGCCUUCAAAAUACGCAGGAUAUUACGCAUAUAUUAUACUACAUGGAUUGCAUUUUUUUAUAGCCCCCAAGACGACACUAAUGAGAACGUGCUACUCUUUGUAAAACUUGCCCCCGGCCAUAAACUGACUCUCGAGUUAAUGAAGAAUAUUAAGAUCAAAUUACGCAAUCGAAUGUCCCCAAGGCACGUUCCCAAUGAAGUCCAUCCAAUCGAUGAUAUCCCUUAUACAAAUUCAGGGAAAAAAGUUGAAUUGGCGGUGAAACAAGUGCUCCAAAAAGAGGUUGUAAGUGAUCUUUGAGCUACUACAACAGGUCUCUCGAAGUGGCCAAGUUUUAGUUUGGUUAAAAUAUAGUCGCCCAUCGAAACAAAGAUGAAUUUUUUAACCUGUCUGCCAUGGGCUAAGUUAUUUCAUUUAAAAAGGCCACACUUUAAAACAAAAAUAAUUUAAUGAAAACUAAAGAAACUAUCAGUUAAAAUGAUUUCCAGGUGAAAAACAUUAAUUCAUUGCGGAACCCCGAAUCCCUCAAGUUAUUUGAACCCUUUGCCAGCACUUAA
Molecule: messenger RNA, 2764 nt
Organism: Bursaphelenchus xylophilus (pine wood nematode)
Lineage: Eukaryota; Metazoa; Nematoda; Chromadorea; Rhabditida; Aphelenchoididae
Source: the annotation of a GenBank genome assembly